This is a messenger RNA of Meloidogyne enterolobii, 270 nucleotides long. Lineage: Eukaryota; Metazoa; Nematoda; Chromadorea; Rhabditida; Meloidogynidae. The record is from the annotation of a GenBank genome assembly.
GGUAAAGAUGGAGAUAACGGAAACGAUGGCAUUCCUGGAGAGGAUGCACAAAAUGAGCAGAUAAUGAUUGAUUUUUGUUUUGAAUGUUUACCGGCCCUUCCGGGCCCUCCUGGUCCUUCUGGCCCUCCAGGCAGUUAUGGAUUACCUGGUAUAAAAGGUCAAGAUGGAUUGAAUGGUCAACCUGGACAGAGAGGGACAAUUGGUGAAAGAGGGCCUCCAGGAUUGAUGGGAAUACCUGGACAGGUAUUUGAUAAUUGUAGUGAAUUAUAA